UGCUGCUGCUGGCGUGCGUGUAUGAGUGAGCGUUUCUCACUCUUAGACCUGAAAACUUGGAGUGCCACCUGCCUAAGAACUUGCCAAGAAGAUAACAAAUAACAACAAAACGGAAAAUUGAAUCCAUUGCCGGGACGAAUGCAACCAAAGUUGGAGACUUGAAGCAGCAGGAGGGGAAGUGAAGCUGAACGGUCACGCAAUUAGCAAUGAACAAAAUAUUAAGUCAAACUUUAGCUGCAUAAAGACACACAACGGGAAAAAUCGAAAGUGGAGACGUCUGAGGAAAUGUUUGCCUAAGUGGCACACUUCCGCUCAAGCUUGCCAUGAAUUGAGCAAAAAGUAAACAUCAACAACAGCAAGAGCAGGAGCAGGAGCAAGAGCAGGAGCCGACUCAUAACGAGGCGGCCAAAACAAUAUCUUAGCCAUGGCCAAUCUUACGGCAAUAAAUGUCUGGUUAUCCACAACCACACAGAUGCCGCUGCCGCUGCCUAACGUAACAAUGCAGCCGUAUUUCAAUUGGUCCUCCACCACCAGCACCAGCACCACCACCACAGCCCCCUCAACAACAGGAACAGGCACAGUGCCACUCACAACAACAACAACUACCAAUGUAGCAGCUACAACGGCGACAAGUAUAGAGAGCGAAUCGGACAAGCUAAUCAACAACGAGCUCGUGCAAAUCUUCUUCUGCGUGCUAUACGCCACAGUCUUUGUCCUUGGAGUAUUUGGAAAUGUCCUUGUUUGUUAUGUUGUGAUACGGAAUAAGGCGAUGCAAACGGUGACGAAUAUAUUUAUCACAAACCUGGCAUUAUCGGACAUAUUGCUCUGUGUGCUGGCCGUGCCAUUCACUCCACUCUAUACGUUCAUGGGCCGUUGGGCCUUUGGCCGUACAUUGUGCCAUUUGGUUUCAUAUGCCCAGGGCUGCAGCAUUUACAUCUCCACCCUGACGCUGACCUCGAUAGCGAUUGAUCGGUACUUCUUCAUCAUAUACCCAUUUCAUCAGCGCAUGAAACUGUCCACCUGCAUUGGCAUUAUAGUGGGUAUUUGGGUGAUCAGCGCAUUCGCCACCUUACCCUACGGCAUGUAUGUGAAGGUCGUCACCGAGGUGGACAACAGCACAGAGAUCAUCGGAGCGAGCAAUGAGACGGUAAUAAUAGGAGCAGCUGCGGCAAACACCAGCUACGAGUCGACCUUUAUAGAAGCUCCCGAUACCACAUCGGCGGCUCAGGCCUAUCUGCAGGUGAUGACAGGCGGCUUGGGCGUGACGCUGCCCCCAGACUUGGCCAUUACGCGCACCUACUGUGAGGAGAACUGGCCCUCGGAGCAGUAUCGCAAGGUAUUUGGUGCUAUUACCACCAUGCUGCAGUUUGUGGUGCCGUUCGUCAUCAUUUCCAUAUGCUAUGUCCUCAUAUCGGUGAAGCUGAAUGCACGCGCUAAGGCUAAGCCAGGCUCGAAAUCUUCGCGGCGCGAGGAAGCGGAUCGAGAUCGGAAGAAGCGCACGAAUCGCAUGUUAAUCGCCAUGGUCGCUGUCUUUGGACUUUCGUGGCUGCCCAUCAACAUGGUGAACAUCAUCGAUGACUUCUAUGUGAAGAGCAAUGAGGGACGCUUCUACAUACUCUUCUUCUUCGUGGCUCACUCCAUAGCCAUGUCCUCGACAUGCUACAAUCCGUUCCUCUACGCCUGGCUAAAUGAAAACUUCCGCAAGGAGUUCAAGCAUGUGCUGCCUUGUUUCAAUCCCUCCAACAACAAUAUCAUCAACAUAACACGUGGCUACAACCGAAGCGAUCGAAACACCUGCGGUCCCCGACUGCAUCAUGGCAAUGGCGAAGGCGGAGCUGGUGGCAGCCUGGAUGCCGAUGAUCAGGAUGACAAUGGCAUCACACAAGAGACUUGUCUGCCCAAGGAGAAGCUUUUGAUCAUACCGCGCGAGCCCACCUAUGGCAACGGCACUGGAGCCGUCUCGCCCAUUCUGAGUGGGCGUGGCAUUAAUGCAGCCCUGGUCCAUACGCGUCAGGCACCGCAACAGGUGGACAUCCUGCUGAACGAUCGGGAUAUGAGGCGUGUGCGACGUCGCACCGAUGACGAUACCGACUACUCCGGCGAUGAGCAGACGGUGGAGGUGCGUUUCCGGGAGACCCCCUUCGUCAGCUCCGACAAUACAACAGGCAUCAGUCUAGUGGAGGCGGCGACGAGCGAGAACUAUGAAACGGAACUGGCUGCCAAAUUGGUCGGCCAAGGUGCUGCGACAAGUCGCGGCAGAAGCAACUGAGGAAGGAUUUUCGAAACGCAUUUCUAGGCAGCGUCGUCGCCCUCGUCGUCGCUUGUCGUCCUGGAGAGUUUAAAGGAAACGCC
This is a messenger RNA of Scaptodrosophila lebanonensis, 2352 nucleotides long. It is a transcript of the gene sNPF-R, whose product is annotated as neuropeptide Y receptor type 6. The transcript is spliced from 3 exons. NCBI's taxonomy places the organism in Eukaryota, Metazoa, Arthropoda, Insecta, Diptera, Drosophilidae. Gene Ontology annotation, biological process: G protein-coupled receptor signaling pathway. Gene Ontology annotation, cellular component: neuron projection; plasma membrane. The coding region runs from base 425 to 2269 and encodes 614 amino acids. Gene Ontology annotation, molecular function: neuropeptide Y receptor activity; neuropeptide binding. The record is from RefSeq and is a predicted model, not a curated record.